CCGACGCGACUCUACAGCACGCGUUUUUUCGUUUCCGACUACCGCACACAUGGCAGAUACAGAGAAAAAAGAUUCUUCUAGCGCAUCGACAUCUACUGCAGCAAAGAAACCUCUUGUUGAGUUGAAAAAUGGAAAAGUCAUCUUCAAACAGAAGCCCAUAUCGUUUGAGAAGUCGUCAGAGGCGAUGCAAGAAAUUGUCAAGUUUCGCGAGAUGAUCGAACAGCGAAUUGAAAGGCAGGACCCCCCGCUUACUGCUAUUCCAGAUGAGCAUAAACCGCUGAUAGUGAAACUUGCGCAAGAGAGUGAUAAGGGAGUCACUCCGCUGGCGAAGCAUAUCCGCUCCGAACUUCUGCCAUCUUUUGACGAGGACGACGACUCUCGACGUGAAAGCAUAUCAGUUGCCUUGCCUCUUCUCGUGGUAGAGCAUGCCAUUCAGUCACUCAUGGUCAGGACCAAUUAUGGCUUGGACGGACCAGUAGGAUACAAACUCCCUUCUGUUGUGUGCGCUUGGCGAUGGGAGGUCAGAGAUGACCAUAGGCAUUGGCUGCCCAAGUCUGCCAAAGAGAAAGCCGAGACAAGGAUAGCUGAGCGUGUUCAGGCCAAGAUAGACCUGCUCGCAGCCUUCGAAAGCCUACCGCAGGAUGAACGGAAUGCUAUUCUCGACCCUAAAGGUACCAACAAGCUCCCUACUAAAGACAUCAAUCAGCCCACUCCACCAAGCAAUGCAACCGCCGAACCAGUUGAUGCAGCAGAGCUCAAGGACUCAUCGUCCCAGCGCGAUCCGAGUGCGAGUGCCAAUGAACCCGAAAACAUCGAAUCCGGCAGUGCAACUCCAAAAGCUCGACAGCGAAAAGCUGCAGAUUCAGAUAAGGCUGUAAAGGCCAAGGAGAAGGAAGAGAAGAAAGCAGCCAAGGCCGAGAAAGAGAAGAAGCAGAAGGCGACACAGGACAAAUCCCGAUCUCUUAUGGCUAACUUCUUCGGGAAGGCCAAGGUCCCUCCGCGCGAGUCACCUUCAAAACCCAUCUGCGGGUCUUCUAAUGGCGAAUCGGAUUUUCAGAAGACGUUUAAGCCUUUUGUCUUGAAGAAGGACGCAGAAAUGGCGCCCAUUAACCGGUUCUUAAAGCCUAGCAAACGAACUGGGAGAAAGCAGACCUCGGGUUUCAGCCAUGCAGACGCUAUCGUCAUCGAUGAUACCCAAGCCUCGGAGACGAAUAGCGAUGAUGUAUUCGUAUAUCGUACGCCAGCAUUCAACCAUGCCGAAGCUAAUGCGCAGGAGCGUCUCCAGGAUAUUAUACGGUCGUUGCGGCCACUUCAGCUCACACAACCUCAUGACCGAUCGAAAUCCUCUUUUAAAUCAUUCAGCGCAUGUAACACGAAAGAUAUAUAUUCCCAGCUCAAUGAUGCUGAGAUAGCUGGGGAUACAUCUCAGGUUCGAUACCUGUCGAACAUUCUUUGGGAUAGAAAGAGGCUUCCAGCGAAGGUCUUAAUUUUCCAUGAAGACGCUCGUCCUGGCUACUACGGUUCCUGGACAAGGAACUCGCGUAUCAUUGGUCCCAGAUCACCUUUCGCUCGUGAUCUGCUUGCCCGAGAUUACGGGUACGAUUCUGGAGAGGAAUGGGAAGAUGAAGGCACAGCGGAUGCGGACAACGUCGAUGACGAUGACGAUGAUGAAGGCGAAGGCGAGGAGGGUGAUUCUGAUCUGGAAAGCUGGCUAGUGGAUGAUGAUGAAAUUGAAGAAGUUGUUCCGGAUGACCGGGACUUGUCACCUUCACUCUUGGACAUACCUCUUCCCCCUCCCAAGAGAAAAGCAGAGCCUCUUGACAAGCAGCCUGAGAAGAAGCGGAAGGUCGUAAUCCCCCUCGUCCCCUAUACCAAAGGGCCUCUGUGGGAGUCGGUCAUAGGUCAAUGUGAAUAUGAUCCUUUCAAACCAUACCGCAUACAACUGUUUAAUGAUACGCCAUAUCAAGUCAACCCCUUCACUUUCAUCUCAAAAACUGCCGAAGAAAUUCAGCAAGCAAAUUAUGAGUCCAAGUUUGUGGUUCCUUCCCUACCCAAUCGGAUAUCAGGAAGCAACAGUGUUGCGGAAUCAUCGGCUGCUGCUGCUCAGGCUCCAGCGAACAAGCGUGUUACCCUAGCGUCCACGCCAAAGACCACAUUCCCCGAUGCACAUGUUCCUCUGCUCCUCAGCAAGAUCACGGCUUUAGCGACGGCAAACCUCACAUUUAUCGUGGAAAGCAUUCACCAGGAGCUUCGUGCGGACAAGGUGAAGAAGAAUGCUAUCGAGGCAAAGGUACGGGAGGUGGCAGAGAAGUCCAGGGAGAAGAAAAUAUGGGUUGUUAGCGACGGGCGACAACAACUUUAAUCGACGACUCUCUCCAUGGUACCUUGACCACCAUUUCAAGUAUUUGUAGUUUUAAUCACGUCGCUUUUAGGAGGAAGUAUUUAGAACCUCCUUCAUAUCUCAUACAGUAGAUUAGGGUGGUUCAAACGUUCAAGACCUGCAGCGUCAGCUGCGUGAUUAGUUCUUUGUAAAAAUACCAUGUAAACAGAAUUGGUUCAAGUGGCACUCC
Suillus clintonianus is the source of this 2570-nucleotide messenger RNA. RefSeq lists its product as uncharacterized. Lineage: Eukaryota; Fungi; Basidiomycota; Agaricomycetes; Boletales; Suillaceae. The transcript is spliced from 10 exons. Gene Ontology annotation, biological process: nucleosome assembly. Gene Ontology annotation, cellular component: CAF-1 complex; nucleus. The coding region runs from base 50 to 2362 and encodes 770 amino acids. The record is from RefSeq and is a predicted model, not a curated record.